CCUGACUCGCCGCAGACAAUUGAUGUUGUUCCUAGUAGCUUCUUGUUACUAGUAGUAAGGCCAGGAGCUACUAGUAGCUUCUUGCUCCUAGUAGCGAUGCCCUUUGUUAGUUACUUGAUGUUGUUGCGUUCACUAACUCAGCAUGUGUGAAGUUUAUCUCUCGCUGCGUCACAGUCCCGCAGCCCAGUCCAGCACCGGAACGGCGAGCUUGGGUCAUUGAAUGGGGGGGCAGUUUGUUUUGUGUUGAUCAAGCACCAGUCACCGUUUUUCAUUCACACGGCCACUGACACCAUCGCUGAUCGAUCCUUGUCAGCCUGCCAUAGCCUCCCUUGGUGUGCAAGAUACCUUUGUGCGACGCAGCAUGUCGAACAGGGCUGAUGCACCUCUUGGCCAUGAUGCCUACAAGUAUGUGGCUCAACAUGGAAAGCAAUCGCGCGUGAUUAUCAAACAACCCAAAUCUGCGCCGUUGCAGAUUGGUUAUUUUCAGGUCUCGGUGAAGGCUGCAGGAUCGGUGGAGGAAGCCUUGCGGAUUUGCCGUCUUUGUUACAUGUACUUCGAAGAAAGGAAACCCAUGGAGGAGGUCAAACAGAUGAGAGAGAAGCACCUUGCAGAUCUGAACCAAACAAGCUCCGCACCAAGAGAGGCACCAGUUGCUGGCGCAGGCCGAGCGGGCCAGGCCAAGGUGGUCAAGCCGGGAAAACGACGCGUCCUGCAACGACAAGCUUCGCGGAGACGAUUGGUGGAACCCAGCGCGAGAGCACCGGAGCAGUUGGAGAGGCAGACGGGUUCAAAUGAGGAUAUUGAGGGGUGCGACUCGGAUGACUGCCCUUUGGUCCCUCCCUGGGCUGGUGUGCGGAUUUCUCCGCCCAAACCAUCCAGGCCGUCUGAAUUGGAGUCCAGGCCUUCAAAGCGCCCAAGAGCUGAAGCACCGCAGCCGCCGGCGCAGCCGCCGGCGCAGCCGCCGGCGCAGCCCAAUGAGUCGAGACUCGAAGUCAAGGAGGAAGCGACGGAAGAAGUGAUGGACGCCUCUCUACCUCGUCGGCGAGUUGUGUUCCAACGGCCUUCUGGGGCAGAUGAAGCACUUGCAGAAGGAAUGCUCCAGGAGGACUUUGAUGCAGCCGUGCUUUUGCGUGAAGAUUGCACCAUUGAAAGCAACUUCAAAGGUCGGCUCGGCUUGCCGGCCGAUUCGAAUCUCCAUCCCUCGCGCCGAGAUGACUGUGAAUUCUUUGUUGCCACAGAGCCUCACAUCCAUUGCACCAGCUUUUCCCAGAAGUUUGCUGACGCAGUGCCCUUGAAACCCUGGCCCUACGAGACCAACUGCGACUUGUGUAACCACGAGUGUAGUGCAAAACUCUACCACCUCCGAUGUGCCAAGCGAGAUUCCAAUCCUUUGCGUUUUGAGAAAGAUUUGAUUUAUGCCGGGGCUGAAUGCACCAAAGCCUUGCUUCGCCAAGAAAAAACGUCACGCGCGAAGAACAUGCGUGACUUGCAGGAGAAACAGCUGAGCAUUCUUGAGGGAGAGAACUAUAUGGAGGAGUUCGAGGCCAUUAUCAAUGCCCACAGGGACAGACCUGAAAUCCUUCUUUUGAACCUGAAGGCUCUGACGGCCGUUGUGGGCAUGGAACGCCCACGUGACAAUCUGCAGUUGCAGAGGCCCCGGCCGACUGAUGCCAGAUAUGCCCGAAGGCCACCACUGAGGCAGCUCGACAAGCCCUUGGCAGAGAAAGCUUUGAGUGCCCGGCUGAAGCAACUACAGCCCGCAGGCAUGAAGGUGCAAAGAUCCAUUUCUUUGUACGCAGCAGUGGCACGAGCUUUGAAGAUUCCUGACGUGCCCGUCGCCCAAGUUUCUUCUCGCAUCUUUGACCUUUGUCCCUUUCAAGCUGAAGACGAGGAGGGUCUACUGAAAGGCAUUCUGGCAGAAAUCGCUUGCCAUGCACAGGUCUGGGAUGCUGAUGAGACCAGAGACCGCCUUGUGUCAGCGCACCCUGAUCCCAUUGCCAAGUUGCAGCUUUGCUGCAUCUAUGGUCGAUUCCAUGGAGCAGGGGUAGGCCUUGGCCAAGCUGAGCUGGAGAAACUGAAAGCCAAGAUUCCCAAUCUCUUCAGUGCCCCGGCCGAGCAACAUGCAGUCUCUGGCGCGCCGCUUCCGAUUGACCUGGAGGUUCAAGUUGUGCACAGCAGUAGCUCAGAAGCUGAAUCGGAUUCCGAGCCUGAGGAGUUUGGAGGCCCAGGCCGCCGCCAUGAAGGCCAUGAGUCUAGCCUAGCUUUGGCUGAGCUGAAGAAACGUGGUGACUUUGCUAUUCACCUCCUUCACGAUGCCUUGAAGACCAUUGAAGGUAUCAAUCCUGCUCAGGCGAUUGAAGACGGAGGUGCCCGGUCUGCACAAGGCCCGCCACAGCUUGCAAUAGCUGAUGCUGCUGUGCGUCACGAUUUGCCGCCUGCUCCAUGCACAUCAAGCUCAGGAUUGGCAGCAGCGAUCCAGCUGACCAACGAGGACAUGAUCGAGCAGAUGUUUGCUGACAUGGACAGGGCAUCUGCCACUGUUUCACUGGGAAGACCCUUUGUUCUUUCCACUGUUUCAGAUUCAGGCAACGAAGCAAAUCAUAGGCGCUCCAGCGCCGAUGCACCGAGAGUUGACGCGGCUGGUGAACGCAAUGCCAGACCAGUUCUGGGUGCUGUAGACAUCCCCAUCCGAGAUGGAGGCCGCCUGAUCGGAACGGAGGGGCGUCACAUCAAGGAGCUAGAAGCAGAGCACGGGGUCCACAUCAAGGUGCCCAAAAUCGAAUCGGAUGAUGUGGAAGCCAUGAUGACCGUCGAAGUCACAGGUGACGACGAAGGUCUGGAUGCAUGUUUGAGGGCAAUCAAGAACCUCUACCACCUGGAGAGAGUAAAGUUCCAUUCAGUUCAAGACUUCGAGCGCGAUGUGAAGAAGAGUGUGGCUGACCUUAGCAAGCUACACCGUGUGGAGAUGAACUGGAGCCCUGCAACUUGCCACCUUGUGAUCUUCGGACGGCUUGAUUCUGCGCAGAGUGCCGCGAAGGCGGUGCGUUCGAUGCUCGACACCACGAUGGAGGUGGAGAUCGGUGCUGCGUUGGUGCCAGCUUUCGAAGCGAAGCGCAUGCAAAUCAAGCUCAACAAGCGCAAAGGCAUCAGGACAGUUUCAUUGGAAGACGGCGUUGUCCAGGUCAAUGGCAAGGCGUGGGCUGUGGAGCGGGCUUUACACAAGAUCUUCCGGUUCCGGCGCCAGCGCCGGCCUCUUCAACGGAGACGUGGUCCGCGAGAAACCAACCAGGUGAACUCCUUGGACCAGAUCAUCCAGCGCAUUGCGCCAGAUGAUGCUGACGUCAUGAGAGAGAUUUGGCAGGAUAUCUAAUCUAGUGAGCGCCGUGAUUGAUCGCGGAUGCCCGACUGCCUAGUGGAAGUGAUCCUCGGUGCUCCGGGGUCCGGAGCAUGUCGCUUUUUCACAAG
Messenger RNA from Durusdinium trenchii, 3465 nucleotides. NCBI's taxonomy places the organism in Eukaryota, Dinophyceae, Suessiales, Symbiodiniaceae. The record is from the annotation of a GenBank genome assembly.